Molecule: messenger RNA, 1552 nt
Organism: Aaosphaeria arxii CBS 175.79
Lineage: Eukaryota; Fungi; Ascomycota; Dothideomycetes; Pleosporales
Product: MFS general substrate transporter
Exons: 5
Coding region: 1-1539 (512 amino acids)
Biological process (GO): transmembrane transport
Cellular component (GO): membrane
Molecular function (GO): transmembrane transporter activity
Source: RefSeq, a predicted model, not a curated record
AUGGCUACUAGCAAAGUAGGUCCAGUCACGACUGUCCAACCAACGGCGAACGACACGCCAGCAAGGAGCGACGUUGACGGUAGUAGCAAUACAGAGGAUGGGAAAGAGAACCUAUGGAUCCGCUUCGUGAGCUUUCUGGGCUGGUAUCCCAAAGACAUGCCAAGUUCGGAGAAGCUUGUCGUGUUGAAGCUCGAUUUGAGUAUCCUGAUCUUUGGAUGUCUUUCGUUCUUCACAAAAUAUCUGGACCAGCAAUCUCUCACUAAUGCUUUCGUUAGUGGCAUGAGAGAAGAAAUCGGAUUAUGGGGCAACGAACUCAACUACAUCACCGCGACUUUCUGGGCCUCGUACUGCGGGUUCAUGAUUCCAGCUUGCUACUUCCUGACUCGAUACCCUGCCAACAUCGUCCUGCCGACUCUGGAAUUCGGAUGGGGCAUUAGCACGCUCGGAUUGGCGUUCGUGCAGAACGUCGAGGCUAUUUACGCUCUUCGCUUUCUGGUGGGAUUGUUUGAGUGCUGCAGCUUUACGGGCACGAUUUAUGUUAUAGGCUCCUGGUACAAUCCUACUGAGGUGGCGAGGAGGAUUGCGUUGUUCUUCAUUGCGAGUCCAGCGGGCACGAUGUUCGCGGGAUAUCUUCAGGCGGCGGCGCAUACGAACUUGGAUGGCGUGCAUGGGCUUUCUGGGUGGAGGUGGCUCUUUAUCUGCGACGGUAUCAUCACUCUCGGUAUCGCAUUCUUCGGCUACGUCUUCUUCGUCGACAUCCCCUCCCGCAAAAAGCCCUUCACCCUCACAGAUCGCGACUUCGCGCUCGCAAAAGCUCGAAUCGCCGGCCUCAGCAGUCCCCCCACCCUCAAGAUCUCCGCCUCCAUCUUCAAGCGCGUCCUCGGCCGCUGGCACUUCUACGUCUUCGUGACACUCUGGACCAUCUUUGACUUGAACUUCCUGCCGGGUGGCCAGCCGUUUUCGCUCUACCUGCGCGCCAACAGCCCUGAGAAGUACUCCAUCGUGCAGGUGAACACGCUGCCGACGAUCACGUCGGCGGUCAUGAUCGCUGCGGCGCUGAUUGCAGGCGUGACGGCGGACCGGUUGAACGGUAGAUUUUGGAUCCCGGCGCUGGUGACUACGGUGCCGGUUUUUGUCGGGAUGGUGAUGCUUAAUGUGUGGGAUGUUGGGGAGAGUGGCCGUCUGGCGGCGUUUAUGUUGCAGGGUUUCAUUGCUCCAAUCUCCCCAAUGUGCAUGGGCUGGGCGACCGUCAUCAUGGCCAAAGACGCCGAGGAACGUGCUGUCGUCACUGCGAGUAUGAAUUCCAUCGGCCAGGGCAUCUCUGCCGGCGCGCAGGUGGCUUUGUUCCCUGCCACCGGGGCGCCGAGAUGGAUCAUGGGGUUCAGGAGCAGUCUUGCGACGAGUAUCGUGCAGUUCUUUCUGAUCCUGUUGAUUCUGUAUUUGAGUAAGAGGGAGGCGAAGGAGAAGAUUGGGAGUGGUGGAGAUGACGAAGCUGCGGUAGGAGGACAAGGAAUUGUGGCUACGGAGGAAAAGAUCUGAGAGUUGGAGUGGG